ACAAAAUAUCGAAAAUAAAAAGUUCAUGACGGUAAUAAAAUUGGUGAUGUUUGAGUGUGUAAUUGAGAUUUCGGAUAUAGGUUAGAGGGUUUUCGAUCAUUUUCUCAUUUAUAUUCACCAUAAAAUAUAAUUCAAAUAUCAAAUUUUUGGCCAAAUAUAACCCCACCCCAUCCUUCUUUUCUUGAUGACGGUCUAGUGAGGUACAGACAAAUGCUGAGAAGGAAACCCAGCAAAAUCGAAGUAAAAAUCGAAGACAAAGAAGAACUCGAAGAAGCUCGCAAACGCGCCGCCCUCAUCGCCGCCGCCGCCUCUUCCUCCUCCUCAGCCCCCUCCACCACCACCGUCACCACCGGCGACACCUCCCUCCUCCAACACUUCGACCGCUCCACCGCCGUUGAUCCCUCCACCAAAAACACUCGCAUCGGCCUCAACUAAAAUCAUAUGGAAGUCGAAGUAAAACUCCGAUUACCAGACUCCACCGCACAUCAAAAAGUUCUCUCACUUCUCUCCCCGUACCACAAGAAGACACAUCAUCAGCUUAACACUUUCUUCGACGGCGCUGCCGGCGAAUUAAGCUCGCAACGGGCAGUUCUACGCCUCCGAUUCUACGAGAAUCUCAAGGGUAAAAGGGUAAUUGCUGACAGUGUUACUCCAGUUGAAGAGGAAUCGAAAAUUGGAUAUGAAAGUGUUAGUGAUCCGAGUAAAAGGGCUAAAGAGGAAGAGAAUGUGAAAUGCAUGGUGUGUAUCAAGGGUAAAGCUGUAAUUGUUAACGGCGUUAGUCGAGUAGAAGAGGAUGAAGAGGAAUUAGAUUCGAAAAUCGGGUAUGAAUUUGUUGAUCAUCCAAGGAAAUUGACGGAGGUGGAAAAUUCUAGGGUUUUGAAAAGGGCAAAAGAGGAAUUUCAAGUUGGGGAAGGAGGGUUUAUUGGAUUGGGAGGGUUUAGGAAUGCGAGGAAUGUGUUUGAGUGGAAUGGUGUGGUGUUGGAGGUUGAUGAGACUAAGUAUGACUUUGGGACUUGUUAUGAGAUUGAAUGUGAAAGUUCGGAGCCAGAGAAAGUUAAGGAGAUGAUUGAGACGCUGUUGAAGGAGAAUGGGAUUGAUUAUAGCUAUUCAAAAGUGUCAAAGUUUGCGACUUUUCGGGCCGGAAAGUUGCCUUAGUGUACCUCCUAGAUGGUACCAUAUCUCGAAAGCUUGAAGUGUUCGUUGCCUCAAUAUUUGUGGACUUGACAGGCAUGAAAUAAUAUUUUGUGGUUUUCUAAUCAUUUACCCUCCUUGCUGAUAAGAUUUUCAUUAAACCUUGCGAAUAUUAGUUUUUAUUUAUUUUUGGGGUACUAUUUAGAGCAUCAACACCUUCUAUUAGAUUAUGAAGCUCCUUCUGUCCGUACUAUGCUAAAAUUAUUGUCUCUUUUGAUA
Messenger RNA from Capsicum annuum, 1410 nucleotides. RefSeq names its product triphosphate tunnel metalloenzyme 3. The record is from RefSeq and is a predicted model, not a curated record. The transcript is spliced from 2 exons. NCBI's taxonomy places the organism in Eukaryota, Viridiplantae, Streptophyta, Magnoliopsida, Solanales, Solanaceae. Bases 442 to 1155 code for a protein of 237 amino acids.